This is a messenger RNA of Lycium barbarum (goji berry), 2791 nucleotides long. Its product is annotated as phosphatidylinositol 4-kinase gamma 4-like. NCBI's taxonomy places the organism in Eukaryota, Viridiplantae, Streptophyta, Magnoliopsida, Solanales, Solanaceae. Bases 723 to 2432 code for a protein of 569 amino acids. The transcript has 2 exons. Gene Ontology annotation, molecular function: protein binding. The record is from RefSeq and is a predicted model, not a curated record.
UUUAUCUAAUAGGUAUGAAUCAAUUCAUGGCGACUAAGUAUUCAUCGCUUAUUUCUGUUCGACAGUAAUUUUCGUCUCCAAUUAUACGUAUUUCUCUCCAUUCAUUCACCUGGCCUGCACCAUUCAAAAAUUCACUGUAUAUCAUCCUUCAUUCUAUCCAAUUUUCACUCGAUUCUUUUCCUCAUGUAAAAGAAUCCGUCCUCUAUUCUUUGCCUUUCAAUUUCCCCUAUCUAAACAAUACCCUCAUUUUCUCCAACCCCAAAAUUUCUAUUUUCCCAAAGCUCCCAAAAAUUCAUCUUUUGGUGUACAAAAAGAACCAACCUUGAAUCUCAGGGGCUUUGGGAGGCUUUUUUUUAAAAAAAAAUUAAAUUUAAAUUUGUAACUAAUUUCCCUAUCUAAACAAUACCCUUUUCCCCCAAUCCCAUUUUCUCCAACCCAAAAAUUUAUAUUUUUCCAAAGCCCCCAAAAAACCUCAUUAUUAUAUAAAGAACCAAUCUUGAAUCUCUGGGGCUUUGGGAGGUUCAUUUUUUGGUAUAAUUAUUACCAAUCUUGAAUAUCUGGAGCUUUGGGAGGUUUUAAUAUUUUCCUUUUCUGUUUAUAUUUGUAACUUGUAAGUAAUUUCUGUAAAGAUGGCCUUGUGAAAAGCAUUUUUUCACUUGUUUAGGGUCUUUGUAUUUAUUUUUUUCUAGGUUUUAUUUGUGAAUAUUAUAGGUUUGGGAAAAAUGUCUGCUGGGGUGGUUGCAAUUAGUCCAGUUUGUGUAGAAAGUAUUGUAAUUCCACCUGUACUACAUAGCCAAGAAUCGAUUUUGAUUUACGUAGCUAUGUCGGGUUCUAUGAUGCCAUUAACUGUUUUAGAGUAUGAUUCAAUUGAAUUUGUAAAACUACAGAUUCAAAGUUGUAAAGGGUUUGUAGUGAAAAAUCAAAAAUUGGUUUGUGGGGGCCGCGAAUUGUCGCGAAAAAAUUCACUCAUUAGGGAUUAUGGAGUUUCUGAUGGGAAUGUUGUUCAUUUAGUCCUUAGGCUAUCUGAUCUUCAAGUUAUCAAUGUGACAACUUGUUCAGGCGAAGAGUUUACGUUUAAUGUAGAGAGGAGUCGGGAUGUUGGAUACGUUAAGCGUCAACUUGCUGAAAAAAAGGAUAGUUUACGUGAUGUCGAUGAACAGGAAGUGUUGUGUAAAGGUGAACGUCUUGAAGAUCGAAGAAUCAUACACGAUCUUUGCAAGAAUAAUGAUGCGGUGAUUCAUUUGUUUGUGCGUAAAAAUGCAAAAAUUAGGGCUAGACCGUUGGACAAGAAUUUUGAAUUGUCCAUUGUGGCACCACACCGGAAUGAUGAUGUGGUUAGAGAAAACAGGAGCGGGAACGAAACAGAUCAUAAAGUUUUGGUCCCGAGGGAGCCUCCUGAUAGGGAAAUAUUUUUGGAACCGGUUAUUGUUAACCCAAGGAUUGAAAUUCCUGAGGUACUUAGGGAUUUGAUUGUUUUUACAUUUGAAGGCUUAGAUAGAGGAAAUUAUCCUAUUAGAUCUUCUGAAGGGACAGGAGGAGCGUAUUUUAUGCGUGAUGCAUCAGGGAAUAAGUUUGUUUCUGUGUUUAAGCCGAUUGAUGAGGAGCCUAUGGCUGUGAAUAACCCCCAAGGGCUGCCUCUGUCGGUUAAUGGCGAGGGUUUGAAGAAAGGAACAAGAGUGGGAGAAGGUGGGCUCCGGGAAUGUGCUGCCUAUAUUUUGGAUCAUCCAAAGAGUGGACGCCACUCAUUUGCUGGUGAGACAAGCGGCUUUGCUGGUGUACCUCCAACUGCUUUUGUGAGGUGCCUUCAUAAGGGUUUCAACCAUACUGAUGGUGUUAAAGUUAAGCUGGGAUCAUUGCAGAAAUUCAUGGAGAACAAUGGCAGUUGCGAGGAUUUAGGUCCUAAUGCUUUCCCCGUGGAAGAGGUGCAUAAAAUUGCGGUAUUAGAUAUGAGGCUGGCAAAUGCAGAUAGGCAUGCCGGUAAUAUAUUAAUGAGCAAAGGUGAAAAUGGCCAGAUUGUGCUCAUUCCAAUUGAUCAUGGUUAUUGCUUGCCCGAUAGUUUUGAAGACGUCACAUUUGACUGGCUCUACUGGCCACAAGCUCGUCAACCUUUUAGCUCCGAGACGAUCGAGUACAUUAAAUCACUUGACGCUGAGGAAGACAUAGGCUUACUGGAGUUCUAUGGGUGGGACAUAUCUUUGGAAACUGCUCGCACACUCCACAUCUCCACCAUGCUUUUGAAGAAAGGUGUACAGAGGGGUCUCACGCCAUUUACCAUAGGUAGCAUCAUGUGCAGAGAAAACUUGAAUAAAGAAUCCGUGAUCGAGAAGAUUUUCCAAGAAGCUUUGGACUCUAUGCUCCCCGGCUCAAGUGAAGAUUCAUUCCUUGAAUCCGUCUCCCAUGUAAUGGACCGCCGUCUUGAUGAGAUUGCCUAACGGUGUUUCACUCAAGAUUAGACACUCAAGAGACCAAUCUGAUUAUUGCUUAUCAAAAGCAAAAAAAAAAAAAAAAAAAAAAAAAACACGAAACAAGAGAUAAACCUUAGAUCUUUUUAGCAGUUAACUGGAAAUGAUCUUGCUAGGCUUUUAGCGAGUUCUAUAUCAGUGUCAGCAAAUUGUACAAAUACUGUAAAGUUUGUUAUUCAUAUUUGGGUUAUGUAUAAAGUAAAAGAUGUAAUAUGUUAAGAUAUUGCAAGUUACAACCUGAUAAGGGUGCGAUAGCUGUCCCAUACAUGCUCAAAACAGUUUGCAGAUAACCAAGCUGGCAAUGAUUACCAAUGUCCAGCAACUUCAGC